UGGUGGUGGCUUUAUGCUCUUAUUGUCAAAAAUAUUCAAAGCCACCAUUCACAGCAUAACCACCUUACAUGAAAACAGUAAUAUACCAUUCCCCAACAUGACACUGAUGAAACAGAGGAAUCUAACCCAUGUUGCAUGUAUCUUAUAAAGGAACCAACUUUCAAUCUGAACAUAAUUGAGUUUACCCUUCUUGUAUUGCUCUCUCCUCGCUGAUCAUGAAAUCCUGCGUAAGCCUAAAGCUAAGGCUAAGGCUUCCACCUGCUAAAAAGGCAUGGAAGAGCUUCACUUCUACAAUUGGUAAACUCAGUAAGUCCAAAUCAAAAUCCAUGAAGAAACCAAGAAAGCUUUCAAAACCUACCACCAAAUUUGCUACCUCCAAGCGUUUUUUUCGGCACAAAAGGUUAGGCACAAUCAGAAGUUUGCUGUUGGGGUUCCACAAGAAGCCUGCACCUGUGUACAUUGAUAAGCUCUUUAAAGAGCCUUCGUGUGACUUGGUGGGGCAGCUGAAGCCACCAACAGCACACAAAUCACGAACUAAAAGGCUGUCUGGAGAAGAAGGAACAACAAAGGGUGGUAGAUCUUGUGCCUCAGAUGACAUGUGGGAGUCACUGGCGUUGGCAUCACCUCAGAUGCAGGGAAUAGAUGAACGAGCAGAGGAGUUCAUCACUAGAUUCAGACAAGAGAUGGCAGCGCAAGAGAUGAUAGCAAGACAUUUUUAGCAAAAGUUCAGGAUUUUCGUGAAGUUGUAGCGUAAUAACUGUUAAAUAUGAAACUUCUAGAUAGUUGAUGGCUGGUAUGUGUGGAUACUCUUAUCAACUUGUGAUUUUGUUCUUAUUUUUCAAUCCAUUCAGAUGAUAAAAUAAAAAAACAGCUUUGUUUUUUCUUA
This is a messenger RNA of Vigna angularis (adzuki bean), 886 nucleotides long. RefSeq lists its product as uncharacterized. The record is from RefSeq and is a predicted model, not a curated record. NCBI's taxonomy places the organism in Eukaryota, Viridiplantae, Streptophyta, Magnoliopsida, Fabales, Fabaceae. Bases 216 to 719 code for a protein of 167 amino acids. The transcript has a single exon.